AUGCAGACAGAGCAGCAGCAGCAGCAGCAGCAGCAGCAGCAGCAGGAGCAGCAGCAGCAGGAGAGGGAGCAGCAGCAGCAGCAGGAGGAGCAGCAGCAGCAGCAGCAGGAGGAGGAACAGGAGCAGAAGAAGGAGGGGCUGAAGCAGCAGCAGCAGCAGCAGCAGCAGCAGCAGCAGCAGCAGCAACAUCUAAUUCUGCAUCAACAGCAGCUACAGCAACAGGACAAGGACCAGCAACAACAGCAGGAUCAACAGCAGCAGCAGCAACAGCAGCAGCAGCAGCAGCAGCAGCAGCAGCAGGAGGAGGAGGAGAAUAUACAUAUGAAGUAUUAG
This is a messenger RNA of Eimeria mitis, 333 nucleotides long. RefSeq lists its product as uncharacterized. The coding region runs from base 1 to 333 and encodes 110 amino acids. NCBI's taxonomy places the organism in Eukaryota, Apicomplexa, Conoidasida, Eucoccidiorida, Eimeriidae. The record is from RefSeq and is a predicted model, not a curated record. The transcript is spliced from 2 exons.